This is a messenger RNA of Loa loa (African eye worm), 1131 nucleotides long. RefSeq lists its product as hypothetical. The record is from RefSeq and is a predicted model, not a curated record. Gene Ontology annotation, molecular function: GABA-A receptor activity; neurotransmitter receptor activity; extracellular ligand-gated monoatomic ion channel activity. NCBI's taxonomy places the organism in Eukaryota, Metazoa, Nematoda, Chromadorea, Rhabditida, Onchocercidae. The transcript has 10 exons. Gene Ontology annotation, biological process: regulation of membrane potential; signal transduction; nervous system process. Gene Ontology annotation, cellular component: membrane; neuron projection; GABA-A receptor complex. The coding region runs from base 1 to 1131 and encodes 376 amino acids.
AUGUCAGUAUAUUACGAGAAUGCUUCGGCUUUGUUAGCUGCUCUAUUGAGUGAUUAUGACAUACGGCUACGACCCGGUUUCGGAGGUGAUGCUUUGCUAUUGACAUUGGAUAUUACUAUUGAUUCAAUUGAUGCAAUCUCGGAAGUGAAUAUGGACUAUACAAUAACAAUGUAUUUACAUCAAUACUGGCGUGAUGAACGGCUCUCCUGGUCACAACAUUUUCAUAUCAAUGACAUGACUCUUUCCGGGGAUUUUUCCCAGCAUAUUUGGGUACCAGAUACAUUCCUAGCAAAUGACAAGCAAUCAUUUCUACAUGAUGUCACGGAAAAGAAUAAAAUGAUCCGAAUUGAAUAUGAUGGACAAAUUACCUAUGGGAUGAGAUUUACGACAACUCUUGCAUGUCAUAUGAAUUUAAGGAAUUAUCCAUUGGAUAAUCAAAAUUGUACAGUGGAAAUCGAAAGUUAUGGAUAUACAACAUCAGAAGUUCUGAUGCGUUGGAAUCAACCAGAUGCUAUAUUUGGCGUGGAAAAAGUUGAUGUACCACAAUUUCAAAUUCUUGGCUAUCAGACGUUAAAUCGAAUUGUUCGAACUACCACAGGUGCAUAUCAGCGUUUAUCAUUAGCUUUUCAUUUUAAACGAUCUGCUGGGACAACAACAGUGUUAACAAUGACAACAAUUAGUGCUGGAGUAAGACAAUCACUACCACGUAUUAGUUAUGUGAAAAGUAUCGAUGUUUACCUUGUGGUAUGCUUUAUGUUUGUAUUUGCGGCAUUGUUGGAAUAUGCGGCAGUAAAUUAUUCACAUUAUGGUGGUCAAAGUAAGCCUUGUGAAACGGUAAGUAAAUGGACGAAUGAGAGCAAGAAACGUCGUACUGUUAUUGAUAAGAAAGAUGUUAACUUAUAUGGUCAUGUAUCUCACUCCGUGACGGAGAGAAUUGGAAAAAAUCGAAAGAAUGAGUCAGCAAUAUCCAAUGAAAUGCUUUACAAAAAUAUCGUUACUGAUGAUAGCGGUGGAAAACGUUCCCCAUCACCACUAUUAUCAUUAAUGCCCACUAGGGAGAAUAUAGAUUUGAACAUUCCCGAUUAUCCUCGACUCACCACCAAUAAUAAAUUGUGCCAUAAGAAGCGGUAA